AUGUCAGAUGGAUGGGGCGAGGCGUCUUUCUCACCUAGCACGCGAAUUUCGGGCCAUAGAUUUCAGUACUUCAGCCGACAUUCAGGGCCUAUACAAACGAUCUUAAAAGGCACAGGCUCGGCGAGUGCCCGCGAAGCGCUUCUUUAUACUCGUUCUGUUCUUAAUUUAAGCAACAGUCGAGCUUGCAAAUAUUUGCGCUUACAGUCGGAAGGCUCUGCAACUUGA
Plasmopara halstedii is the source of this 225-nucleotide messenger RNA. RefSeq lists its product as uncharacterized. Bases 1 to 225 code for a protein of 74 amino acids. The transcript has 3 exons. Lineage: Eukaryota; Oomycota; Peronosporomycetes; Peronosporales; Peronosporaceae. The record is from RefSeq and is a predicted model, not a curated record.